GAGCUUGAACCUCAAACAAUGUCAGCCCGUCAAAAACCUCAACCAUUUUACUCAAUUGGCCCUAAUUUUCCAAAUGAGUUCACCAUAGUAGCCCACUAUGGUCCGAGUCUGACUGCACCCAUUAGCUAGAACUGUGCACUCUACCUGUUCGAUCAAAGUUCUGAAAGAACCAGUAAAGGCAGACACACCCAAUUUUCCUCAGUUUUUGCUACAUUUUACCUGCAUCAGCUUUUGUAGAAUUAACGUGACACCAUGCAGCGCAUUUCAUCAAGAUUCUCAAGAACCUUAACAAUCUCAAUUUUCUCGUCUAACACAUUAAACCAGCGUGCUUUCACCACCCACUCUAUAAAAUCACAUCUCCUUAAACAACAAUCCAACAACAUUCCAACUCAUUUUGGCAAGUGGGGUUCUCUUGGUUUUGUUAGAACCUCAAAGUUUGCAAGUGGGUUCGCUCCUUUGCAGCAAAAGCCGCUUGAUUCUAUCAUGGAUAUCGAACGGGCCAAAACCAAGUCACCCGAGGAUCUAGCUUCAAUUUGGGACGAUUAUCACUUGGGAAGAGGUCAUAUUGGUGCAUCUAUGAAAGCCAAACUUUAUCAUUUGCUAGUGCAAAGAGCAACAGGCUGCCGGUACUUUGUUAUUCCUAUGUGGAGAGGAAAUGGUUAUACAACAAUGUUUGCUCAAGUAAACAUGCCACACAUGAUUUUCACUGGUCUAGAAGAUUACAAAGCAAAAGGAACUCAGGCAUCGCCCUACUUUACUGUGAGCUUCUACACCGAAUUUGCAGAAAGCAAGGACUUGGUACUUAUCAGAGGAGAUAUAGUUUUUGCCAGCAAGCUUUCUGAUGAAGAGGCAAAGUGGCUUUUAGAGGCUGCUCAGUCUUUCUAUUUAAAUGAUGCAAGAUUCAAGUUGGUUGAGCGAUUCAACAAAGAGACGCAUGAUUUUGAGUUCAAGGAUGUGCUUAGAGCUCUGGAUAUGCCUAUUCUGUAAUCUGAUGAAUCUCUGUCAAAAUUUUGAAUUAUAUGUUAAGUUUCAAUUUAAGUAGUGUCAAGUUAUCAACUCUUCUGAUUUAA
This is a messenger RNA of Mercurialis annua (annual mercury), 1070 nucleotides long. RefSeq lists its product as uncharacterized. The coding region runs from base 253 to 987 and encodes 244 amino acids. Gene Ontology annotation, cellular component: mitochondrion. The transcript has 4 exons. The record is from RefSeq and is a predicted model, not a curated record. NCBI's taxonomy places the organism in Eukaryota, Viridiplantae, Streptophyta, Magnoliopsida, Malpighiales, Euphorbiaceae. Gene Ontology annotation, biological process: mitochondrial proton-transporting ATP synthase complex assembly.